AAGCGCUCUUUAAACAUCCAAUGUAAAAUGCAUGACUGGCUAAAAUCAUCCAUCUAUGAUAUACACCUGAGAACUGAUAAGCCAGACUUCAUUCGAUCAAACUCUGAUAGGUCUUCACAAAGUUCAAUAUGAGUCUCUGCGAGUAAGAAAAUUGGUGUCUGAAGAACCAUUGAUAAUCGAGAUACUGAAGCGAUCUCUCCUCAGUACCUAUUUAACCAAGGUUCGAAGCCGAAGCUGAUGGUAUGGAGAAAGAAGUAAUUGAAGUCUAAAUAAAAAGAUUCAUGCAGUCCAGUACGAAAAGAUACCAGAAAUGGAAAGUACUAGUCUUUCUGGAGUGUCUAACAAAGGAGAAGGAGGCCAACUACCAGAUGCUGAUUUGGUAGUAAUAGAGAUAUCUAGCUUAAUUUGUACUGAAAAAGACCUCUAA
This is a messenger RNA of Moneuplotes crassus, 427 nucleotides long. The record is from the annotation of a GenBank genome assembly. NCBI's taxonomy places the organism in Eukaryota, Ciliophora, Spirotrichea, Euplotida, Euplotidae.